AUGUUCCUGUUGAAAUGUGUCUCAAAAUUGAUGUUGAAGUCUGGAAAAAUCGUCGCACGUUUGCAGGAGGAACGUGGCACGAUGCAGGAGGAACGCGACACGAUCCAGGAGAAACAUGACACGAUGCAGACGGAUAAGGAAGACGUUGAUGCUUUCAAACAGGAAGACGAGGGGGUGAACAUGACGGGGAAGACAUUUCAGAAAAAUGGUGUUAAAAGAAGGGCUGGCGAUUCUAGUCCCGAGGAACGUGCAAAUGCCACACAAGUUCAGGGUACAUACUUGCCCAUUGUGAGGGAGAAGCCAUCUGUCGAACUUGUUAAGGUUACCGAUGAAAUGAAGGCAUUCAAAGCUUACUAUAAGCUUCGUCUUGAAUGCCAGAUUAAAGAGAGCCGCUGA
Medicago truncatula (barrel medic) is the source of this 396-nucleotide messenger RNA. RefSeq lists its product as uncharacterized. Gene Ontology annotation, biological process: translation. Gene Ontology annotation, molecular function: RNA binding; structural constituent of ribosome. The transcript is spliced from 3 exons. Gene Ontology annotation, cellular component: ribosome; cytosolic large ribosomal subunit. The coding region runs from base 1 to 396 and encodes 131 amino acids. The record is from RefSeq and is a predicted model, not a curated record. NCBI's taxonomy places the organism in Eukaryota, Viridiplantae, Streptophyta, Magnoliopsida, Fabales, Fabaceae.